Molecule: messenger RNA, 5733 nt
Organism: Corchorus capsularis
Lineage: Eukaryota; Viridiplantae; Streptophyta; Magnoliopsida; Malvales; Malvaceae
Source: the annotation of a GenBank genome assembly
AUGUCAUUUUCUUUAACCGUAAGAGAAGAUAGCUGCCCUUGCUCUGUUGUGAUUGGCUACGAUGGUGGCUCAAGUUCUGUUGUUGGGGAUGCACAAGCCAUGGCUAUUUCUAAAGCUAUGCCUAUCUUUGCCUUGAGACUUGACUCGGAUGACGAGUCUGCUGAAGGAUCUUCGACUAAGGUUAUGAUUGCUAAGGAGUGGAUAGGUCAAGAUGGCGAAAUUACUUGGUUCUCGGUGCUAGGAAAACUGUUUUCAAAGCGGACUCCACAUCUAGAAGGGUUUCGUGCGGCCAUGUUUCAGGCGUGGAAGCCUAACAUGGGGAUGCGAGUUCGGGAAGUGGGGGAGAAGUCGUUUUUGUUUGAAUUUGAAGAUGGAGUUGAUAGGGACAGGGUGUUGGUUACUCAACCAUGGAAGUUCCAGAGAUCAUUGUUGCUGCUUACUGAAUUUGAUGGUCUUGAUCAGCCGGAAGACAUUGUUUUUGAUGUCUCUCCUAUAUGGGUCAGAGUUUUUGGGCUACCGCCGGGUUAUAUGACGGAUAUGAUAGGCCUAGCUAUUGGUGAAUCUCUGGGUCGGGUGCAGGAUGUGGAUAUGGAUGAUGGGAGGUACAUUCGUCUCCGAGUAGAUUUAGAUAUCUAUAAGCCGCUGCAGAAAGGGACGACGGUCACAACUCCGGAAGGCGAGGAGAAGGAGAACAAGUUCCGGUACAAGAAAACUCCUGAUCUUUGUUUUGUUUGUGGUUUUUUGACUCACCAGGAACCAGAUUGUCCGAUGGCCUUCGAGCAAAUAAGACGACAUCGCUUUUCCGUUAAGAAGUAUACAACGGAUAUUAAGGCCGAAACACCUAUUGUUACGCCUAGGGGGGGUGGGAGAUUAACCAGUCAAACUUUCUCGGUUGGGUCAGGGUCGAAUAGUAAUGCUUUCUCACUGAUCCGGAGGUCAAUUAUGGAGUGUGGUGGCUAUCGGCGAGGUGAUCAGGCCUUCUUGCCACAGACAUCGGCUACUCGGAGGUUGGAGCCAUUGUUUCGAGAUCAUGUGGAUAGUAGAGAUAUCCGGGGCAAGCAGGUGGCGCAUGGGAGGGAGGAAGUUGAGAGGUCGUGUGAGAUAAUCUCCAGGUUUCCAGAGAAGCAGUUGGAACAACGAACGACACGUUUAGAGGAUGGGGAGGUUUCAUCAAGACGUGUAGAAGUUGAGGAGCGGGGGAUUCGGAGUUUGAAUGGAGGGGUUGUUGGUAAUAGGGGACCUGUAGUGGGUGACGUGGAAGGGCAGAGUUUAGCACAUGGAAAGAAUGUGGUCAACACUGUUGGGGUGGGCCUGAAUGUAGGUGGCGUUGAAAAUUGGGCCGAGAAUACUAGUUUGGGUGUUGAGGGUUAUAGCCCAACAAUUCCAGGGAUUGGGUCUGGAGUGGCUAUUGAGGGAGUUGGGCUUAUGUCUGGGCAGGGGACUUUACCUUUGGGCCACCCUGGAGCAGUCUCCUCUUUCCCAGCUACUGGUACAUCUCAAGGAGAUAUUCGAGCUAUCCUUGCUAAUUUGGCAGCGAGUCCGUCCUUUGUGUUUAGUGCAGGGGUGGAGACGUCGAAGGAGCAGCCUCGAAAGUGGAAGAAGUUGGCUCGUGUGGCAUCGAAGUAUGAGUCUGAUGGUCGAUGCCAGAAUCCUAGUUUCCAGCCUGGGGUGAAGCGUAGGGUGCCAGGUGGGUGUGAGAUGGAGGUUGAUGAUACUAGUAUGGCGAAACGAUCAAGGGAAUUGGAGGAGGGUGUAGCUGAAUCGGUUGGUGCUUCUGUGGCUGUGGAAGAUACGGGGAGGGAGCUGGAGGCUGACAAACAUUUACCAGCGGCAGAGACAGCAAGCGAGGCUAAAACUAAGUGUAGUAGUAGUGAGAUGGACUGGAUCCGAUCUCGGUUAGGUUUUGAUUCUUGUUUUUCUGUUCCUUGUAUUGGUCGAGUGGGUGGUCUUGCCUUGCUCUGGAUGAAUAUUGAUGUUGUUUCCCUAUUGUCUUACUCUCAUUCUCAUAUUGAUGUUAUAAUUGGUUCUGAUUCUUUGAGUUGGCACUUUACAGGUUUUUAUGGGAGACCCGAGACUAGUCAUCGCCAUGAGUCUUGGAGACUACUUCGCACUCUAAAUCGGCAGUCGGAUUUGCCAUGGUUGUGUGCUGGGGAUUUCAAUGAAAUCCGCAGCCUUGAUGAGAAAAAGGGGGGUUCGAUUCGACCUAUAUCUCAAAUGGAGGAUUUUAACUCCGUUAUUGAUGAUUGUGGUUUCCAGGAGUUACCGGUUCAAGGCCCAUUACUGUCUUGGUCUCGUCGUCAGAAUGGAGAAAUGGUUUUUGAAAGGCUAGAUCGAUGUUUGGUUACUGAGGCUUGGUGGCAGAGGUUUGGAUAUUCUGUUGAGAAGCAUCUUAUAACAAGGGCUUCAGACCACUUACCUCUUCUUAUCUUAAUUUCGGAUAAGCCGAUUAUUGAUAUUACUGUGCCCCCUUUCCGCUUUGAGAAUAUGUGGUCUUCUCAUCCUUUAUUUGCUUCGGUGGUGACUCAAUCAUGGCAGGCUUCGAAUGCUGCCAAUAUCAAUAUUAAAAUUGCUAGGUGUGGGCGCGACUUGGAGCUUUGGAACAGGAGGGUUUUUGGUAAUAUUAGGUUUAAUUUGACUAGGAAGAAGAGGGAAUAUGAGGAGUUGUAUUCCAAGGGAGAUUUGGUUGACUUGUGUCAGUUUGAGCGGUGCAAGGAUGAGUUAGACCAAUUAUAUAAGCAGGAGGAGGUUUUGUGGCGACAACGGUCUAAGGCGUUAUGGUUAAAGGAGGGGGAUCGGAAUACAAGAUAUUUCCACUCGGUAGCUUCCAUUCGUAAGCAGAGGAGAACUAUUACUGGUAUUCGGGAUGGUCAGGGUACUUGGUUUACGGAACCAGCGGCAGUUGAGAAGGUGAUUACAGCAUAUUAUGAGGAUAUUUUUUCUUCCACCAAGCCAACUGUAGAGUCAAUUAAUAAGGUAUUGGAACCCAUGGAUCAACGAUUGAAUGAGGAUAUGAGGAGCAUUUUAGAUGUUGAUUUUACUCCUGCGGAGAUCAAAGCAGCUGCAUUUCAAAUGGAGGGUGAGAAGGCUCCGGGACCUGACGGGAUGACUCCGAGAUUCUUUCAAAGUUGCUGGUCUACUGUUGGAGAGGAUGUCAUCUCUAUGUCUUUGGCUUUUUUAAACGAGGGUAAGCCUUUGCCUGACAUAAAUGAUACUAAUAUUGUUUUGAUUCCGAAAAUUAAUUCUCCAGAGUUUGUUAAAGAUUUUCGACCGAUUAGCCUUUGUAAUGUGAUUUUUAAAAUCAUUUCCAAGGCUCUUACUAAUAGGUUGAAAAAGAUUUUGCCAAUGAUUAUUGGUGAAAAUCAGAGUGCGUUUGUUCCGGAGAGAAUGAUCUUUGAUAAUGUUAUGAUCGCUUUUGAGAUGAUUCAUUUUCUUCGGAACAAGAGGCAUGGGAGAAAAUCUCAUAUGGCUUUAAAACUGGAUUUGAGCAAAGCGUAUGAUCGUGUGGAAUGGGAUUUCCUUGAAGCUUGUAUGCGAAAGAUGGGGUUCUCUGAUAUGUGGAUUUCUCGUGUUAUGAUCUGUGUGCGAAGUGUCACUUAUUCGAUUAAUGUGAAUGGGAAACAGUGUGUUAAGUUUUCUCCUCAGAGGGAUGCAGAUACUCAGGGAAUUAUACAGGGAGUGUCAGUGGCGAGGUCGACUCCUAGAGUAUCUCACCUCUUUUUUGCCGAUGACAGUAUCUUGUUUUUACGAGCAAGUAGGGGAGAUAGUGACGGUAUAUUGGGUAUUUUGAAGGAUUUUGAAGUUGCAUCAGGCCAGCAAAUAAAUAUUGAUAAGUCUUCAGUUCUGUUUAGUGCUAAUACUCCACCCCUGGUAAGAGUCUCCAUUAUGAGUCAUUUGGGUGUUCAACGAAUACUAGAGAGGGAUAAGUAUUUAGGCCUUCCAAUUAUGAUUGGAAAGUCGAAAUCUAGGGAGUUUCUGUAUAUUAAAGACCGCCUUCAACAGUGUGUUCAGAGAUGGAAUAAUAGGUUAUUCUCUAUUGCUGGGAAGGCAAUAAUGAUUCAAUCCAUAGCUCAGGCUAUUCCAGUUUAUUUGAUGAGUGUUUUUCGGUUUCCUAGAUCUUUUAUCCAUGAACUUAAUAUGGUUAUAGCUAAUUUUUGGUGGGGAAUGAAGGAUAGAAGGAAACGCAUUCAUUGGAAAUCUUGGGAAUCUCUUUGCGUUUCAAAGGCUGAUGGUGGGCUGGGGUUUCGUGAUUUUGAGGCGUUUAACCUUUCCUUGCCAUCUAAACAGUGUUGGCGGUUAAUUAAUAAUCCUUCUUCGCUUUGUUUUAGGGUGCUGCGAGCGAAAUAUUUUUCGUCUGGUCAGUUUCUAAAUACGAGGCUUGGUUCUAAUCCUUCUUUCUUGUGGCGAAGUCUACUGGCAGGCAGAGAUGUGUUGGUUGAGGGUUCUCGUUGGAGGAUUGGUCUUGGGGAUUUAGAUGUCUGGCGUGAUCGUUGGUUAAAUAAUUCCCCAUCUUACUUGCCAACGCCUCGUGAAGGUGUAGCCCAAGCACCAAUGAAAGUUGCAGACUUGAUUGAUUUUGAAGCUCGACAAUGGGAUGAAGAUAAGUUGCUCAAUUUAUUUGAGGAUGAGGAUAUAGUUCGGAUUAUGUGUCUUCCGAUCCCUAAGGCCCUAACAAGAGACUGUCUAAUCUGGAAUGAUUCUGAGUUAGGGUCUUUUUCGGUUAGAUCGGCGUAUUAUGUUGCUCGUCAGAUCCUUGGAAGGGCUGAUGGCACUCGAACUGAUAGAGUUCCAAUUUGGAACCGGCUAUGGCAUUUACUAGUUAUGCCUAAAAGAAAAUAUUUUGUUUGGAGGGUUGCUUGGAAUAUUUUACCAAUUAAGCCUGUAUUGAUUCAACGUGGUUUGCAAAUUGAGGAUAUCUGUGAUGUAUGUGGAGGACGUGAAACAUCUCUGCUGCAUAUCUUUUUCGACUGUCUAUUUAGUAAGCAGGUUUGGAGUUUUAGUUGUCCAUGGGUGGAACAGAGUGUAGCUGAUUGGGAUGGGGAAUCUGAUUUUUGGUUUUAUUUCUUAUCUAAGAGUUCUCGAUUGGGUCAGCUAGAUAGGGUGGUAAAUACCUUGUGGCUCAUUUGGCAGAAUCGAAACAAGUGCCUUUACAGCUCAACCUGUCGAUUGCCAAGGUCAGUGGAUAUUGCUGCUAUUAAUCUGUCUAAGCAAUUUCAGUUGGCUACUGCAUGUGAUAGCCAUCGGUCUUCUAUUUCUCAUGGAUCAAAGACGUGGACUGCACCACCUGUUGGAGUCAUAAAAUUAAAUGUGGAUGCUUCUUUUUCUGUUGAAACGAAUGAGGCAGGCCUUGGGGUGGUUGCUCGAGAUUCUGGAGGGGCUGUGUUGGUUAGUGCAGCUAGGCGUCUGCUGUUUGUCUCGUCUCCCUUGUAUGCUGAGGUACAUGCUUUGUUAUUUGCGUUUGAGGUGGCGUUAGAGUAUGGUUAUAACAGCUGCAUCUUGGAAAGUGAUUCUCUCAUUGCCAUUACUGGGAUUAAUAGUAGUAAGCCUUGUUGGUGGGAAGAAGGGGAACUGAUUUAUGAGAUUAGGGAAUUAGCUUUGUUAUUUGAUGAGUGUUGUUUUAUUCAUGUAAAUAGGGAGGCUAAUGUUUUGGCACAUCGGUUAGCGAGCUUGCGAAUCGAUUUUGUGCGGUGCGGGUCUUUACCACCCGACGUUUGUAACUCUAAUCUUUCUAAUUAA